Molecule: messenger RNA, 441 nt
Organism: Python bivittatus (Burmese python)
Lineage: Eukaryota; Metazoa; Chordata; Lepidosauria; Squamata; Pythonidae
Product: unconventional myosin-Vb-like
Source: RefSeq, a predicted model, not a curated record
UCUCCGACGGCGAUGGAUUUGAAUGCCCAUCAUCCGCUUCUGACGCCGCGGGGGCACUCCAGGCUCCUUGAGGCCCAGCUCCAGGAACAGAGGAGGGAAUAUGAAGAAGAAGUAGAAGCUUUAAAGGAGCAGAUGGAGGUAUUGGAGGAAGGGAUGGAAAAACAGCAUGAAGUCUUCCUCCUGACACUCCAUUUGUCACCAGAAGCCCAAGUGGAGUUUGGCAUCCAGCAGGAAAUCAAGCAGCUGACAGAUGAAAGCCUGACAGGUCAAUCAACCUAUGGUAGCCACCCAGACACUUUUCUGAAGUUUGAAAGACUGGAGAUGCUUGAGUCAGUGCCAGCUCCUGUCCAGUGCAGAAUCUACAGCAGAUGAUACAGCUACAGCAUUUGGGAGAUUCGGUUGCCCCAAUUUCUGCUUUAAGACUUCUUUCUCUAAACAAUC